AUGUCAGUUAUGUGAAGUUUUUUUAAAUUAUUAUAUUUCAUUGAAUUAAAAUGUUAAGACAAAUACAUCGUUAUUGCAAGCCUCAACACGUCGAUUUUUUUCUCAAACAUAAAAAUGUUUCUAGGCCUAUAAUUCAUUAUUUAAGUUUAAAUAAAAAUACAUUUUUCUGUUACAAUCUUAAAUCAAGUUUUCAUAUCUCUUCAAGUAAUAAUAAUGUAUUCAUAGAUCAUGAAAAUAUUUAUGCACAUAAAAUAGUUUGUAAAGAUUCCGUCUGCAGCAAUUUAAUAAAUGUACCAGAAAGUGAUAUCUCUUCAACCAAACACUUUCAGGAAGUUCUUGAUCAAAAUUGGAGAGACUCUACUAUAAGCGAUAUUGUUAAUGCCUUUUAUCGGGUAAAAAAUUUUUGCAUUAGGAACGAUAUACCUAUUUCAGAUACCAGAUUUGACAAUUUAGUGGAUGGUUUAAUGGACAAUUGUGAGCACAUAAACGAUGAUCAAUUAAUUGGUUUACUGUAUUGUCUAUCAGAAUAUCCUUCUGUAGAAUCCUACAAAUCACAUAAUUUUCAUGAUGUGUGGAGUUGUUUGGAUGAUAUCUGUUGUUGGAAGAUAAUUGAAUGGGACACAGACAAAAGUUUCACAGUUGCUGAUGCAUGGUACAAAUUGCGUUUAGGUAAACAUUGUGAUUAUAUUUAUACACUUAUUAACAGAACAGCGAAGAGGGCUGAUGCUCUCACCAAAGAACAGUUACUUAGCAUUUAUUUCUACCUCAAUGUCUACAGAAAAAGAGCUGUGGACUUUGAAUAUGAAUUUGCUCUAGAAAAACUUGUGAAUGAUAUGGACAUUGAUGAGAUGGGUGUAAUUGCCAUGGGAUAUUUUAAAACUAAAACAAAAAUUAAGCUAAUAAAUAUUCAAGAAGCUUUGGCAAAAAGAGUAAUAGAACAUUCAAGUACUGCACAUGAUAUAACAUUAACAGCAAUAUUAAAGGUUUUAAGGUAUUCAAAGCCUUUUAAAAUAAUCGGGACAAUAGAAAAAAUGGUUGACAACCUGUAUCCAGAAAUUGAUAGACUCUCAGAUCUAUGUUGUACACAUUUGGCACUUAUGAGCACCGGUAUACAAACUUAUAACAAAAGAGUAUUGCAAAAAGUCUCCCAAAAAUUUGUUAAAAAUAUUACAAAUCCGGGAAUUAUUCGUUUUAAGGACAUUGAAAGAGUAUUAAAUGUUCUGACAAUGUUUAAUUACGAUCCAAAAACAAAUCCUGAUAUAUUUAAUGCUUGUUAUGAAGAAAUACACAAAACUGAAAGGUUGGCAGAGACAGUGAGAUAUGCCAGAUGUUUAGCGUGCGCUUUGAAUUAUUUGAGCCUUCGAAAUAUAUAUUCGAAUGAAUUAAUGAAUAGAAUUUUAGAUGAAGAAUAUAUAACUAGUGUGUAUGGAAAAGGAGCGAAAAUGAUACCUAGAGAAAUAUUUUCGUUGGAUUGCAGUAUUGAUGUAGAAUGCCCAGACUAUAAAGGAAAUAGACUGCCUCCUCACUUAAGAUAUAAAGCUGCCAAAUGGUUAACUGAGUUUACUCCCAGCUACAAUCAGUGGAAGAAAUUGACAGCAGCUGAUAAGUUAAUUUUAGAUACAAUUGAUACAGUUUGUAGUGUAGUUGGUGGUGAAAAAUUUAUGCAUGUAAAUUUUAUUUUACCACAUUUUUCCCGAGCAGAUAUUGUAGUAUGUAAAAAUACAAUAACUGGUAAGGUUGUAGAACCAGUGGGUUUUCAAAAUUAUGUAUUAGGUGAUGUAAUGGUACCACACAAAGACAAGUCUUUAGAAUGGUUCGCAAUAACGGUAAUAGGAUGGAACAAUACCGUGAAAGAUACUAACAUACCCCUAGGUACCUUUAUUAUGAAGCAAAGGCAAUUGAGGAAAAUUGGAUAUACUCCUGUUUUUGUAAUUUGGUCAGAGUUUCAAAACUUAUCAACAGACAUGAUGAAAAAGUAUAUAUCUACUAAACUUGGAUUAGGAUAGUGUAAAAAAAUUAUAUUUAUUAUUAUUUUGUAAAUAUAACAUUUU
This is a messenger RNA of Diabrotica balteata, 2051 nucleotides long. The record is from the annotation of a GenBank genome assembly. NCBI's taxonomy places the organism in Eukaryota, Metazoa, Arthropoda, Insecta, Coleoptera, Chrysomelidae.